Molecule: messenger RNA, 330 nt
Organism: Loa loa (African eye worm)
Lineage: Eukaryota; Metazoa; Nematoda; Chromadorea; Rhabditida; Onchocercidae
Exons: 3
Source: RefSeq, a predicted model, not a curated record
UCAUUACUACAGUAUUUGUACUGCUACCGUAAUUACAACACAUCAUUCAAUAUGAUUAAUUUUUUUUCACAGCAUACUUUUUACGGUCAACCAUAUGGACCAUAUCCGGCAGGACAAUGUUAUCCAUGUUCACCAGCUCCAGGCUAUUACUGUCCACAACCAUGUUAUCAUGAAAGACCAAGAUAUUCCGGUUGUUCCGGAUGGUUAAUGGCAUUAAUUGCAUUAUGUUGUGGAUGUUUUAUUGGUGAACAUUUUGAUACAGAUUGCUGUUGUUGUUUUAUUCCAUGUCCACCAAUAAUAUUCCUUUAUUCUUGUUUUUGUUUUUUUUUU